This is a messenger RNA of Dujonia railenensis, 1035 nucleotides long. NCBI's taxonomy places the organism in Eukaryota, Fungi, Ascomycota, Pichiomycetes, Serinales, Debaryomycetaceae. The record is from the annotation of a GenBank genome assembly.
AUGUAUCCAACUCUUUCAGUUUACAAUGAUGCCACAACAGUACCGAUUUUUGCCCAUUUGCUAACUAUUAUCUUGUUAAUCAAUAUUUUAUUGAUUGGAAAAUAUACAACUACAUUUCCAUUUAAUCUGCUCUAUUGGUCUGAUGUUACCAUAGGCGAUGAAAGCUGGACCAGAUUUUCCUACGCUAGAUGGACUAAUUAUGGGAUUUGCGGCGACUCAAAUUUAAACUGUACUGUCGUGAUGUCAGCUUUUCCUUACGAUCCUAUAAAGGAGCUCUCGAGGUCUUCUGGGGUAUUAAAAGGAAUAUUACCAAAGGAUUUCACAUCUGCUAGAAAGACAUAUAUUCUGUCUUCUCGGUCUGCAUUUGGGCUCUAUGCUACAGGGCUAACUUUCUCCUUUAUUUCCCUAUUUGCACAUUACCUUUUCGUGUUCAGAAAGAUUGUAAUCAAUAGGCUAAUCUUCUUAGUGAAAUUCUUAGCUUUUUUUUUUACAGGAAUUGCAGCCUUGCUAAGUACCACCAUUCAUUGUAGAGGAGUUUCUACCUUUAUCGCUGCAGGAUAUGAUGCUAAAGUUGGCGUUCUUGCUCAAUUUUACAUUUGGUUUACAGUAUUUUGCUCACUAGCAGCACUAUCUUAUAGUUCAGUUCGAUACUAUGGCCAAGGACCACAGUACGAUAUUGAAUCGAAGCCUCAAAUUACUAGCUCAGUCAGCAAUGCUUACAAUACGAGUAAUGCAGUUACAAAUGUGAACGAUGCAAACAAUGUAAGCAAUUCACACAAUAUAAGCAAUUUAAAUAAUGAAACAACGACGAAUAACGCAAACGUCAUAAAUUAUACAACUCACAAUGCUCCAGUUACGAAUAUACAUUUCAUUCAACCUGAAAGUAACAAUACACACUAUCCGGCUCAAGAGCCAUUGCAUCGAGCGAGUGAAGAUUAUACUUAUGAUGUCAAUGAAGGACAUUUCCACGAAGUGGAUCAACAAAGUCCUCCACCUGAGUACUUUCCUGGUGAGGUCUCAUGGAAUCGCCAUUAG